AUGGCUGAACCGAUACCAAUUGUAAUUGGGUCUCUGUAUCUUAAUGAGUGUCCGCGGCAGCCCUACAUCCCCAUCUACCUGAUCGUGGGGGGGGUCUUUGGUUUGAUGAUUGCGGGGCUGUCCUGCAUCGGCUGCACUCAGAGGAUAAACAACGGUCCUCUCAGCGGAUUCUGCACCACCUGGAGUUCACUGACCUUUCUCUUCCUGUUCUGCUGGUUAAUUACUGGCAGCGUGUGGAUCUACUCCAUUUACAAGCCAAACUACAGCAAAAACGCAACGAGUCCGGAGCUGUACUGCAACGAGCUGCUGUACCUGUUUGCCUUCUGGAACACCACGGUGGUCUACAUCCUCCUGGGCCUGCUGUUUGUGGUCCUCUGCUGCAUCAUACCCUGCUGCGCGUGUGGCCUCGGUGCCGCACUGGCUUACUCAGUGCAAAAGUGA
Betta splendens (Siamese fighting fish) is the source of this 441-nucleotide messenger RNA. RefSeq names its product transmembrane protein 272-like. The record is from RefSeq and is a predicted model, not a curated record. NCBI's taxonomy places the organism in Eukaryota, Metazoa, Chordata, Actinopteri, Anabantiformes, Osphronemidae. The transcript is spliced from 4 exons. The coding region runs from base 1 to 441 and encodes 146 amino acids.